AUGGCGCCACCUCUAGAUGACCUCGCGGCAAUUUUCAAUGAUCUUGGAGAUCUAGAGAGAGACUUUGCUCAGGUUGAGAUUGAUUCUUUGCGAAGAAAGGAAUUCCACUCACGACCUCUCUAUUCAAAGAGGGCAGCGCUAUUUGAGCGGAUCCCAGAUUUCUGGCCAACCGUGUUUGGCUCCGGGCCUGAGGACAUCCGGCAAUUCUUCUCUCCAGACGACCUCCCGCUCAUUGCCUCCAUCAAGUCUUUCUCCGUCGACCGGUACCAGAUCAAGACGGAAACCGAAGGAGAACCCCGCAGCGUUCGAUUCACAUUUCGCUUCGCCCCCAAUGAGUUCAUGGAGGAUACCAGCUUGGUGAAAGAGUUCGAAUAUCGUACGGCUGAAGAUGGACCUGGUAACCUGAUCUCGAAGCCGGUUCCGAUCAAAUGGAAGGGAAAGAAGAAGGACCCAACACGUGGUCUUCUCGAUGCCGCUGUCGAAUUGUACAAAGCAGAGGAAGCGUUGAAGCUUAAGAAUGGAGACAAGCUAGUUGAAAUUGUGGACCGGGAGGCUCUGUGGCAGUAUGAAAAGCUCCUCGUCAAGCUUGAGGAAGAUGAAACUGCCAAUCAACAACCAAGUUUCUUCUCUUGGUUCGGCUUCAGGGGCGCGGUCAAUGCCGGAAAAUCGAAAAGAUCGGCUGGCGACAGAGCAGAUGGGUCCAAGGAGGAGGAGGAGGAUGACGGCGAAGAUGAGUCUGAUGAGAUGCCAGAAUUCGAGAUCUUCCCUGCCGGUGCCGAGGUAGCCAACGCUCUGGCAGAAGAUCUCUGGCCUGACGCCAUGGACUAUUUCUUGUCGGCUGGCCGAGAAUAUGAGGGCGUUGACGACGAGGACGAGGAUGAAGAGGAAGAUGAGGACGACGCUCCGGAGUUGGUGCUGGCAGAGGACGAUGACAGACCGCGCAAGAAGCCGCGCAAUAGUUGA
Fonsecaea multimorphosa CBS 102226 is the source of this 963-nucleotide messenger RNA. RefSeq lists its product as uncharacterized. The transcript is spliced from 2 exons. Lineage: Eukaryota; Fungi; Ascomycota; Eurotiomycetes; Chaetothyriales; Herpotrichiellaceae. The record is from RefSeq and is a predicted model, not a curated record. Gene Ontology annotation, molecular function: chromatin binding; histone binding. Bases 1 to 963 code for a protein of 320 amino acids. Gene Ontology annotation, biological process: nucleosome assembly. Gene Ontology annotation, cellular component: chromatin; nucleus.